Molecule: messenger RNA, 2018 nt
Organism: Drosophila gunungcola (fruit fly)
Lineage: Eukaryota; Metazoa; Arthropoda; Insecta; Diptera; Drosophilidae
Product: protein ORD
Exons: 7
Coding region: 55-1473 (472 amino acids)
Source: RefSeq, a predicted model, not a curated record
GUAGAAAGUUUAGAAGACAAAGUUGUGGUCCGUUUAACAUAAGUUAUUUUAACCAUGUCGAAGGGAACUGCAAUAAAUAAAAACCACAAAUUACACAUUAUUUCCCUGGACAUAAACGAUUGCUUGGGCUGCGACAAGUUACAUGUGGAAUUCUCGAGAGCCGACAAUGUGCACGUAAUCAUCUAUGAUUUGGACACAGAAUUACCCAACGAUCUGUCGGCAGUAACACCCGUGGCCCAGGCCAUUCUGCUGCUCAGUAGCCUGACUUAUCCGGAUGGCGAGAGUGUGUCGAAAGUUCCCCAGCUGAAAGUCGGAAGGGGAAGCGUCUCCAUGACCUUCGAGAUGGCCCCAUCGGAACAGGUCGAGGAGGUGCAAAGCGACCUGGACGAGACGCCCUGCACCUCGAGACAGGCCGAGCGGCGACUUACGGCGCGGAUGCAGCGCAAAAGAGAGGCCUCCCUGAGGAUCAUCCAACAGCAAACGAUCCAGGUGACCGUGGAGCGCCGCUUCGAUGACCUCACUUUGCUCGGCUCGGUCUCCUACAGGAUCAACGGGGACCAACCCCAUAUCCUCACCGUCCCGGAGUUCCACGCAAUGUUCUUCGUCCGACCCCAGUACUCGCAUAACUUUUUGUGGGAUCUCCACCAGAAAUGCGCUGGCAAUUGGCUGAAGGUUAUCCUAAGCGAUGCCGAUGGCGAUGCCUUCAGCAGCUACAAAGACCCCGAAAACCCAUUUAAGACCUUUGCAAAACUUUUUUACCGCCGGCCAAUGGAACCACAGGAUUUUUUCAGCAAAUUGGCCAAAACCUGUGUGCACGUCAAUGAGGCAGUGCGACUGUCGGAGCGGAAGUUUGUGCUUCAGGUUUUUGACCAAGUGUGUCGUAUAUUCGAGUACAUUACAUUUUACGAGUACACCGUUUGGUUUUUGGUUCCGCGCCUUAAUAAUAUCGAGCAACUACGUCCAUCGACGCUCGAAGACUUCGAUUUGACCAAAGUGCGAACAUCCAUUCGCGCCACAGGCGAUACAAGCAACAUUUACUGGGACCACACAGAUCACAAUAUUAAGGACAUACUAAUGGUGGCAUUUCAAUUGGCCCUGGCCACCAACGUCAAUCAGUCGGUUCUGGUUAUCAGUCAUUUGGAAACGCUAUCCCAGUUUAUAACAAUGCAAUAUGUGACUGCCAGCUUUAUGAACGAUUUGCACGUCAAGAAACGCUCGGAUCCUAAAUGGUUUUGCCAUCGCUAUUUGCAGCGCAUUGUCGAAAAGGCUUUGUUUAUGGGCACAAUCGUCAUCAUUGAAUACCCCAGUUCGUUUACACAAUUGGAAGAAGGUCGUCAGUUGAUCAAGUGCUUUCCAAAAAAAAGGAAGGGAUCAUCGAGAGCACUGCAAUGGGAAAUAUUCGAGGAUGUUGUCAGGGACAAUGAGUCAAGUUUACAGUUUCUCAAGGAGGCUACAAACCAGCUGGCUAUAUAGUUUGCAAAGGAAUUCAUUAGCUUCGCCUCGAACAAAAUUCAUUUAUCUGCCGUCUGCGGCUUUCACACGCAAAUAUUUCCAUCCUCAUUUUCUAAUUACGCUUCAGCUGACGGGCCAGCUGAACGCCGCCUGAAAACUCAUUCCUCAGCUCCAUUUCAAUUAGGGUUUUGCCGGCUGUCAGUUUGAGUGCCACUGGUGGAGCAGUCGAGGGUCCUUGCACCACCAACUGCACCGCCGCAAACCCAAAAACAGCAACUACAAUGCCUGUCAGACGAGAGGCACGCGUCAUUUGCCGGCGAAUUGCGUUUUGCGCUAACCAAGACCAUUUUUAGCUUAAAUCACCCGGUGGCCCAGUUGGAAAGCUAGGCGCCCGGAGAUGCAUCCUGAUGGAAUGCUGACUGACUGGCUGAUGGACUUGAAUGAUUGGUGUUUGCUGGGGCAAUUCUUCGGGCGGUGAUGCAAGGAAAUCAUCCUUUUGGAAUCAAGAGGUCACAGAUCUAAUUUUUAAUGUUUUUUAGCCCUUGAUUAUGUUUAAACGAAUGAGA